Messenger RNA from Monopterus albus (swamp eel), 2018 nucleotides. It is a transcript of the gene lrrc57, whose product is annotated as leucine rich repeat containing 57. NCBI's taxonomy places the organism in Eukaryota, Metazoa, Chordata, Actinopteri, Synbranchiformes, Synbranchidae. Gene Ontology annotation, cellular component: cytoplasm. The coding region runs from base 503 to 1219 and encodes 238 amino acids. The record is from RefSeq and is a predicted model, not a curated record. The transcript is spliced from 6 exons. Gene Ontology annotation, molecular function: protein binding.
AUAGGAAGAAGAAGAAGAAGAAGACGACAGCAGAAUAGUGCGUAUGCCCAACAAAGUGACGUUUCUCCCUGCGCUGUUCUCAUUGGCUUACACAGAGUGCUAGAGCAGAUCAGGCUUCAGUGAAUGAGGGUGUAUGCACUUUUUUUCAAGUUUUAUUUAUAUCUGUACGCUUCUCAGACAGGAUUGAAAAGAUUUGGAUGAACGGCGACAUUUUAACGAUCACCUCGAACAUGCUGCUAGUUGCUGACCCUGGCCUUCUCCUGCAAAGUUCGUCGACUGAGCUAUUUAACACCGAGGAGCGCUGGUAAAUCUGUCAGCCGAUCCCGACUGAUACCGAACACAUGAACCCUGUUCUGGACGUGAACCCUGACACCAGCUUCACCGCUGUAGGUGGAUAGUGAGGAACACCUCCUGUGAUUUUACUCAGUAAGACUUCAGUUAACACCAGGUGGAGUCAGACAGACAGGUGGACAGGUAGACGUGUAGCUGGCUGCAGGUCCAGAUGGGGAACAGUGCUCUAAAGUCUCACCUGGAAACCUCCCAGAAGACUGGCGUGUUUCAGCUGACAGGAAAAGGACUGCAGGAGUUUCCAGAUGAACUACAGAGACUUACCAGUAACCUAAGGACAGUGGAUCUGUCCGGGAACAAAAUCGAGGUUCUUCCUGCUGCCAUCGGAAACUUCCUGCAGCUCAAGAGUCUGACGCUCAACUCCAACAGACUUACCAAUUUACCCAGUGAGAUUGGAAAGCUGAAGAAGCUUGAGACUCUUAGUCUCAAUGGGAACCGGAUCCAGCAUCUGCCCCUGACUCUGGGCCAGCUCAAAGCCCUGCGGACCCUCAGCCUGGCUGGGAACCAGAUCUCAGAGUUCCCUUUGGGACUGGGGAGCCUGAAGCAGCUGGACCUGCUGGACCUGUCCCGUAACCAGAUCCAGAGUAUCCCUACAGAGGUGUCUGAGCUGCAGGCCAUCGAGAUCAACCUCAACCAAAACCAGAUCUCAGUGUUAGCAGUGGAGGUGUCUCGGUGUCCACGUCUGAAGGUCCUGCGUCUGGAGGAGAACUGCCUGGAACUGUCCUCCAUCCCUCAGUCCAUCCUGAGCGAGUCCCAGGUGUGUUUGUUCUCUGUGGAGGGAAACCUGUUUGAGGUGAAGAGGCUCAGAGACCUGGACGGGUAUGACAAGUACAUGGAGCGUUUCACGGCCACGAAGAAGAAGUUUGCCUAAAGACCACGCUGUUGGGUCUGAACCUCAGAGCGCCACCUGGAGGCAUGGUCACCCAAGACUCCAUCCACCACAGAUGCUUCUGCUGCUGCUAGAAACCAGACUUCACAAAACAGGCUUGGCCCUCCUCACAGUGCCCCCCUUUCUGCAGAACCAAACACUGAGACCUGGUGCAGGUCUGAGGACGUUUAAGCUGGAGACAGAUUGUGACAGACGGGUAACACCGACAGGUACCACUCACAGGUGCAUCUGGUGGAGCAGGAAGAGAAGACAAAGUGUAGCUAAUGAGCAGUGGAGACGUGUGAAGCUGUUUCCCUUAUUUUCUUUAACACGUCUCAGCGAUGAAGGUGGAGCUCAUGCCUUUAUUUCAUUUUACUUGUUUCAUAUAGAAACUAACAGUUAUUCCUUUUACUUGAUCUUUGUUUUCUGCUGAACGUCAGAUGAAGCUUCACCUUAUUCAUGAUUUGUUCCUGAUGAAGCAGCAUUAGUGUAGUGAAUUAAAAUAAACCAUUGGUUUAUGAACAAAGGGUCUGAAACAGGUCUGUUCAUGUCUGGAUUUAAACCCUUUUCCUCCGUGGCUCUCACUCUUUUCAUGACGUCCUCUUAUGAACUGUGAGUUUGUGUCUGGUCUGAGUCCAUUUGAGUUUUUGCUUCUUCUCUGAUGUCAUGUUGUAAAUAACGCAGUGAGUUCAGUCAGUUUCCAGAAGAGACUGGACCAUGUGAAUCCUCACAUAAUGGAGACCAUGUUGUAAACUUGUCGAUGAACCUGUUCUGUGACAUUAAACACUAACUCUCCUGCCAA